Messenger RNA from Oryza brachyantha (malo sina), 1384 nucleotides. Its product is annotated as GDSL esterase/lipase EXL3-like. Bases 65 to 1120 code for a protein of 351 amino acids. Gene Ontology annotation, biological process: lipid metabolic process. Lineage: Eukaryota; Viridiplantae; Streptophyta; Magnoliopsida; Poales; Poaceae. The record is from RefSeq and is a predicted model, not a curated record. Gene Ontology annotation, molecular function: lipase activity. The transcript has 3 exons.
AAUACCCACACGCACGCACGCACGCGUGCGAUCGACCAAGGCGAUCAGUACGUACGUGGCAGCCAUGGCCGCGGCCGUGUCCGUGUCCGUGAUCUUGUUCUUGAGCGCGCUGGCCGGAGGCGGAGCCGUGGAGGCGCUGCUGGGAGCGCCGCCGAGUCCCGGCGCGGCGGCGAAGGCGAAGGUGGCGGCGGUGCUGGCGUUCGGCGACUCGGUGGUGGACACGGGCAACAACAACUACAUCCGCACCAUCAUCCGCUCCAACUUCCCUCCCUACGGCAAAGACUUCCCCGGCGGCAAGGCCACCGGCAGGUUCUCCGACGGCAAGAUCAGCGUCGACUUCUUAGCGUCAGCGCUUGGGGUGAAGGAGAUGCUGCCGCCGUACCUGGACAAGAAACUCACCAUGGACGACCUCAGGACGGGCGUGAGCUUCGCGUCGGCGGGGAGCGGCUACGACAACGCCACCUGCCGGACCAUGAUGACGGGGCUGACGGUGGAGCGGCAGCUGCAGCUGUUCGCGGAGUACAAGGCCAAGCUGGGCGGCGCCAUGCCGGAGCGGGCGCUCUACCUCCUCUGCUGGGGCACCAACGACGUCGUCCAGCACUUCACCCUCGGCGACGGCAAGACGGAGCCGCAGUACGCCGACUUCAUGGCGCAGCGCGCCGUCGGCGCCGUCCAGACCCUGGUCGGCCACGGCGCCCGGCUGAUCCUCGUCGUCGGGGCGCCGCCGGUCGGGUGCGUCCCGGCGCAGCGGAUCAUCGCCGGCGGGGUGCGGCGGCAGUGCGCCACCGACCGCAACCAGGUGGCCCUGCUCUACAACCGCAAGCUCAGCCAGGAGAUCAACCGGCUCAAUGGCCAGCUCGCCGGCGUCAAGAUCAUCUACGUUGACCUCUACUCCAUCCUCACCGACGUCAUGCAUGGCUACCAAGCCCUAGGUUUCAAGAAUGGGAAGGAUGCAUGCUGUGGUUACAUCGGGCUAGCGGCCAGCGUGUUGUGCAACUUCGCGAGCCCGCUUUGCGACGUACCAUCGGACUACGUCUUCUGGGACAGCUACCACCCCACGGAGAGGGCCUACAAGCUCAUGGUCGAUCAGGUCGUCCAUCGUUACCUCCGCUUUCUAUAGUCAUCAUCACCUAGCUAGCUAAUUAAUCUGGCUUAAUUAAUUGGUCAUAUGGUAUUUCAUUUUUUCUCCUUCCUUUAAGCUACUUAAUUCACCACAAGUAUAUAUAAGCUACUCUAGCUCACCGCUACUCCGUCUAUUCAGCUUGUGUUAAGGAGGACAUAUACAAAUGUUUUGUACGACAUAUUAUUCGUGUGUAGUGGUGUGUGCCCGUGUGUUAUAGAACUGCAUUUGUGUGAGCUUUUAGCUCUUCUUGUUUUGUGACUA